Molecule: messenger RNA, 237 nt
Organism: Peniophora sp. CBMAI 1063
Lineage: Eukaryota; Fungi; Basidiomycota; Agaricomycetes; Russulales; Peniophoraceae
Source: the annotation of a GenBank genome assembly
AUGCAGAAGAUUAUCUCGCAAUCAGCUAACAAGGACAAGGUUAUUUACGGAGAAGUCCUGCCUGCCGGUAAGGCCAUCUGCCCUCUCAAAGAUAGAAUCGAACGCUACGAGAAGCCUGAGGCUUUUGUGCGCGGUGAGAGGAGGGUGUAUUUGUGGGAUAACUUGGAGUCCUGCCUCGGACUCCUUUUGAGCAGAUUCAGGAUUGUCAAUUUUCAAGACAACACCGUGCGGCGCUAG